Anastrepha ludens (Mexican fruit fly) is the source of this 1899-nucleotide messenger RNA. It is a transcript of the gene nop5, whose product is annotated as nucleolar protein 58. The transcript is spliced from 2 exons. The record is from RefSeq and is a predicted model, not a curated record. Gene Ontology annotation, cellular component: box C/D methylation guide snoRNP complex; small-subunit processome. NCBI's taxonomy places the organism in Eukaryota, Metazoa, Arthropoda, Insecta, Diptera, Tephritidae. The coding region runs from base 140 to 1645 and encodes 501 amino acids. Gene Ontology annotation, molecular function: snoRNA binding.
GAGUGCCGUUUCAGCCUUCAUUUUGAUUUUUCGUCGGUGUAGUUCGGAGUAAAUUUUUGUGUCAGCUAUAAUAUUUUAAGUAACUAAGUUGAAGAACGCAUAAUUUUUUUUUGUGCAUGAACUAAAUUGUGGCACUAAAAUGUUUGUGUUAUACGAAACUCCGGCGGGCUACGCAAUAUUUAAGCUAUUAGACGAAAAAAAGCUUGCAGAAGUAGAUAACCUAUAUCUGGAAUUUCAAACACCGGAAAAGGCCAGUAAAUUAUUGAAGUUGAAACAUUUUGAGAAAUUCAAUGACACCACGGAGGCAUUGGCAGCAGCUACAGCUGCAGUUGAGGGGAAAAUGUCUAAACCUCUUAAAAAGACUUUGAAAAAAUUGUUCAGCAACGAAGUGCAAUCUUCGUUACUGGUCGCUGAUGCGAAGUUGGGUAAUGCCAUUAAGGAUAAAUUAGCUGUGCCAUGUGUCUACAAUACCGGUGUACAAGAAUUGAUGAGAUGCAUACGUCAACAGGCGGAUAGUUUGCUAAGUGGCCUACCCAAGCGUGAAAUGACAGCCAUGGCACUCGGUUUAGCUCACUCCUUAUCGCGGUACAAGUUAAAGUUCUCACCCGACAAAAUAGACACAAUGAUUGUGCAAGCGCAAUGUCUAUUGGACGAUUUGGAUAAAGAGUUAAAUAAUUAUAUGAUGCGUGCUCGUGAAUGGUACGGUUGGCAUUUUCCAGAACUUGGCAAGCUAAUUACAGAUAAUAUUGCAUUCGUAAAGACUGUCAAAUUAGUAGGCACUCGGGAAAAUAUGGCACAAACGGAUCUUUCUGAUAUUCUUCCAGAAGAGGUGGAGGAAAAGGUAAAGGAAGCCGCUGAGAUAUCAAUGGGAACCGAAAUAUCUGAAGAGGAUAUCAUGAAUAUUCAAUGCCUAUGUGAUGAAAUACUUUCCAUCGACGAAUAUAGAACUCAUUUAUACGAUUAUUUGAAAACACGAAUGAUGGCGAUGGCACCUAAUCUAACAGUUCUUGUUGGUGAAACCGUUGGUGCCCGCCUUAUUGCACAUGCAGGCUCACUUAUAAAUCUUGCUAAGCAUCCGUCUUCCACUGUACAAAUUUUGGGUGCUGAGAAAGCUCUUUUCCGUGCGUUAAAAACAAAAAAAGAUACUCCCAAAUAUGGUUUAAUUUUCCAUGCUCAACUGGUUGGGCAAGCCAGUUUAAAAAAUAAAGGCAAAAUGUCGAGAUCGCUGGCAGCAAAGGCAUCUUUGGCUACACGUGUUGACGCUUUUGGAGAGGAAGCAAGUUGUGAACUGGGAGCGACUCAUAAGGUGAAACUAGAAGCUCGAUUGCGUUUACUAGAAGAAGGAAAUCUGCGAAAAUUAUCAGGCACCGGAAAAGCUAAAGCAAAGUUCGAGAAAUAUCAGGCAAAAAGCGAGGUGUUCACUUAUCAACCUGAAGCUGACAGUACAUUAUCUGUUAAGAAGCGAAAACACUCAGAAUCAGCUGAAGUUAAAGAUGAAUCUGUGGUGGAGCCAAAUGAAACUAAAGACGAGAGUACUGUUGGUUUAGAAAAGAAAAAGAAGAAGAAAAAGAAAAAUAAGAACCAAGAUCAAGAACAGCCAGAAGAGGCGCCUCCCGCCAAAAAAAAACCUAAGACUAAGGAGUAGUAGUCGAAUUAGGUUAUCUAAGUUUAGUAAAUUUUUUUUUUUUAGACUUAACAUUUAGCUGUACUAAGUGUUUGUUUAUAAGGAUAUGUAAGAAAAUAAAGUAAUAAACAAAGCUACUUUCAGAAAAAAAGUAUCUUAAAAGGAGACAAUGGAAAACGAGCUAUUGUAAAUUGGAAAACAAGAAAAGUUCGAAAAAUUAAGCAUAAAUAAACUUUUGACGUAGUCGAAAAUUGUUUUGAAUGCAAUAACAUUAA